Messenger RNA from Drosophila miranda, 3525 nucleotides. RefSeq names its product pre-mRNA-splicing factor syf1 homolog. Bases 1021 to 1521 code for a protein of 166 amino acids. The record is from RefSeq and is a predicted model, not a curated record. Lineage: Eukaryota; Metazoa; Arthropoda; Insecta; Diptera; Drosophilidae. The transcript has 2 exons.
GUUGUUGUUGCUGUUGUUUCUGGUCAAGUGCUGUGAAGAUGUGGGGAAUGAAUGUUUAUGUUUCCGACUAAAGUGCUUCUUUUGUAAAUCACUUUCGAGCUCCAGAGCCAUGCAAAGGCUGAGGUUGAAGGUUGAAUUAAAAUUCCUGCACUUAUAAUUAUCUCCUGCUGUUGUCCUUUACGGACCCACAUGUACAUACAUGUGUACAUACAUAUGUACUUCCUUUCACCGCAUGUAUUUUCAAAUGUCAAUUAGUUGAGUUAAUUGAGCGAAAGUGCAAAAUGUGAACCGCAAUAUCGUUUAUAUAAAUUUACGGAAUUCACUCGCCUCUGUCAAUCUUUUGGCUUCUAUUGUCCCCUUGCCCCCCCUGGUCCACAGUCUUUUGGCCUUUGUUGGGGCAGCAGAGCCCUUUUGCGAGGCCAGCUUUGCGCAGUUCGAGGAGCUGUCGUUGAACAAGCGCAUGAACAGGUGAACAGGUGGCCAAGAACGAGGAGUCCACCGAGGAGGACGACAUCGAUGUGGAGCUGCGCCUGUCGCGCUUCGAAUAAGUGGCCGAAUGUGUACGACAUCUGGAACUCGUAUCUAAGCAAGUUCCUCGCGCGCUACGGGGGCACAAAGCUGGAGCGGGCCCGCGACCUCUUCGAACAGUGCCUGGAUCAGUGACCCGCUGAGCAAUCCAAGUACUUUUACCAGCUCUACGCGAAGCUGGAGGAGGAGCACGGCCUGGCCCGGCAUGCCAUGUCCGUCUACGAUCGCGCCACGUCCGCCGUCAAGGAAGAGAAGAUGUUCGACAUGUACAACAUAUUCGUGAAGAAGGCCGCCGAGAUCUACGGCCUGCCACGCACCAGGGAGAUCUACGAGAAGGCCAUCGAGGCUCUGCACGAGCAGCAUAUGCGCCACAUGUGCGUCAAAUUCGCCGAGCUGGAGACGAAGCUGGGCUAGGUGUGCGAUCCCCGCAUCACGGCGGACUUCUGACAGACCUGGAAGGAGUUCGAGGUGCGUCAUGGCAACGAGGAUACGAUGCGUGAAAUGCUGCGGAUCAAGCGUUUCAUUCAGGCCACCUACAACACUCAGGUCAACAUGAUGGCUGCCCAGUUUGUCAACACGAACACGAAUGGUGUGGCUGCCGAUGCUGGUGCUGGCUCCGGACCGGAUGCCAUGCGGCUGCUCGAGGAGAAGGCCUGCCAGGCGGCGGCCGAGGCCAAGCAGAAGCCCGCCGAGAAGGCUGCCUCCAAUAUCAUGUUUGUGCGCGGCGAGACCCAGGGCGGGGCCAAGGGCAAGGAAAAUAAAGUCGUCAAUCCGGAUGAGAUUGGUAUUGGCGACAGCGAGGACGACGACGACGAUGAGGAGGAGGACCCGCAGCAGCCGAGUGGAGACCAGGCCGAGGCAGGCCAGGCCACAACCAAAACCGAUGACGAGGGCCUCAUCAUGAAGAAACUGCGCUUCGAACAAAAGGCCAUACCGGCCAAGGUCUUUGACAGCCUCAAGCCGACAAAUCAAUCCGAUUCCGAUGAGGGAUAAAUCUUUCGUUUCUUUUGAUUACGCGAAAUAUAAAUGUAUGUCUGUGGAAUACUUCCCUCGAUUUGAGACCUAUUCUUCGGAGACCUAUUCUUCGUUUUGUUCGGAAAUUCAUAAAUUCCUCGAAUCUCAGCAGGCGUUGGCAAUGUUUCCCUGCCAGAGUUUGAGCCUUGGGAUAUCUCAUUCCUUUCGAAUCAGCUGUUGGAAGCACAUCUAUUCUCUCUAUUUUUUAGAUUUACAUUUUUUUUAUUCGCAAAAAAAAGCAAAAUUUGUCUGGAACUGUCUGAAAAAUAAGAGAACUUUCGUAACCUGUCGCGAGGGACUGUCACUAUCAUUAAGCGAUGAAGUCUGUACGCUUGAUGCACGCCCUGUGCAGGCGUGUCCAGCACACAUUCCUGGCCAGACGCAGAGAUGUGGAACAGCGACGGCACUACGCCGAGAAAUGUGACUCGGUGAUCAAAGGCGUUGUGGUGGGCGUGUACGCCAAGGAGGGCGACCGCCAGCCCAAGAUGACACCAUCCGGCGAGAAGUUUGACGAUCGCGUCCAGGGUAAGAUCACUGAUCUCAUACGCGAGACGGGCCUGAGUGGCCAGCUGUGAAAAGGCCGUGUCUUCAUGAACGUGGAUGCGGAGUUCCGUGCGGUGGCCGUGGUCGGCGUGGGACAGGAGGGGGCCGGCUUCAACGACCUGGAGAUGAUCGACGAGGGAAUGGAGAACGCUCGCGUCGCUGCCGGCGUGGGGGCUCGUUCCCUUCAACUGCAGGGCUGCACAGAUGUCUUCGUGGAGUCGAUGGAGUAUGCGGAGCAGGCGGCCGAGGGGAGCGCCUUGGCCGUCUGGCGCUACAACACCAACAAGCGCCGUCGGGACCGCACACUCAUUCCCAAACUGGAGCUGUACGACUCUCCCGACUCGGAUGCCUGGAUGCGGGGCCUGUUCAAGGCCGAAUCGCAGAACCUGGCCCGUCGCCUGGCCGAUACGCCGGCCAAUCAGAUGACGCCCACAAUCUUCGCCCAGUCAACGGUGGAUGCCCUGUGCCCCUGCGGGGUAUCCGUGGAGGUACGCAGCAUGGACUGGAUCGAGUCCAAGAGCUUGAACAGCUUCUUGAUGGUGGCCAAGGGCAGCUGCGAGCCGCCGAUCAUCUUGAAAAUCGCCUACUGCGGCACCGCACCCGAGGACAAGCCCAUCCUCCUGCUGGGCAAGGGCAUCACAUUCAACAGCGGGGGCCUCUGCCUCCGUCCCAAGGACUGCUUGUCCAUGUACCGCGGCUGCAUGUCCGGUGCAGCCGCCUGCGUGGGCGUCAUCCGAGCCGCCGCCGCCCUAUCGCUGCCCCUAAAUAUAACGGCACUGCUGCCGCUGUGCGAGAACAUGCCCUCCGGAAUGGCUGCCAAGCCUGGCGACGUGGUGUCCCUCCUCAAUGGCAAAACUCUCGGCUUCGUGGACGUCAGCAAGGCUGGUGUGAUGGCCAUGGCCGAUCCCUUGCUCUACGCCCAGACGAUCUACAGUGGGCUACGCCGUCUGCCCAGCGCUGGGCGGAGCAGCAGCCGGGAUUUUCAGCAAUUCGAACUUCGUCUACAAGCAGUUCGAGAAGGCCGGUGCCCUUACGGGGGAUCGCGUUUGGCGUCUGCCCCUGUGGCGCUACUUCAAGGAGCUGAUCAUGCCGAACGACAACUUUGACAUCAGCAACCGCGGUCGUGGCCCCGCCUCCAGCUGCAUCGCUGCCGCCGUUCUGCACGAGCUGGUGCCGUGCGUCGACUGGGCCCACCUGGACAUCCGCAACGUGGGCAUGCUGACGCGCUACAAUCCGCUGCCAUAUUUGCUGAAGAACCGCAUGACUGGCCGUCCCACUCGCACCAUCGUUCAGUUUCUGUUUCAGAUGGCUUGCCCCGACGGCAAGUAAUCUGAUUAUGUUCGUUACACAAUUCCUUUGUUAAUGUUCCGCGUUCCAAAUUUGUUGUUAAUUGAAGUACCCCCACACCCCACCCAUGAGCUUCCAUGCUGAUUGAAGGAU